Scleropages formosus (Asian bonytongue) is the source of this 1971-nucleotide messenger RNA. RefSeq names its product zic family member 3 heterotaxy 1 (odd-paired homolog, Drosophila) (gene zic3). The coding region runs from base 348 to 1697 and encodes 449 amino acids. Gene Ontology annotation, molecular function: RNA polymerase II cis-regulatory region sequence-specific DNA binding; DNA-binding transcription factor activity, RNA polymerase II-specific. Gene Ontology annotation, cellular component: nucleus. NCBI's taxonomy places the organism in Eukaryota, Metazoa, Chordata, Actinopteri, Osteoglossiformes, Osteoglossidae. The record is from RefSeq and is a predicted model, not a curated record. Gene Ontology annotation, biological process: regulation of transcription by RNA polymerase II. The transcript is spliced from 3 exons.
AGUUCAUUUAUGUGCAGGGGCUGAGUGAUUGACUUUAUCAGUCCAAGGACAUCAUUCGUUCGCAAACCGGGGGAAGUUUGAUCCUCUUCUCGUAAGGAUCAGUUUCGGGAGUCCGCGCUCCCCCGCGCAUCGCGAGGAGGAUUGUCACUUCAUUUUUUACUGCUUUUUGGUCUCUAAAUUGUGCAUUGCGCUCCCGAAGAGGCAGCAGCGCAGCGGCGGCAGCAGCACAAAGUUACUUUUGCUCGCUGUUGUUUAGGAGCAAUCCGCCAAUCUGGGUUUUUAAACUGUUUUUGUUUUGCUCCUUGUUUUUGUUUUCUUUAUUUCUUUUCCUUCUUCCUCCGGUCCCCAUGACCAUGCUUCUCGACGGGGGUCCGCAGUUCUCGGCGCUCGGAGUUGGGGGCUUCGGGACGCCGAGGCACCACGACUUGGGGAACCGAGACCCGGGGCUGGGGCUCAGCCCCUUCGGAGAUUCCUCCCACUCGGCCGCUUUCAAGCUCAACCCCGUGACCCACGACAUCGCCUCCAGCCAGACGUCCGCGUUCACGCCGCAGGCGAGCGGCUACGCUGCGGCCGCGCUCGGGCACCACCACGGCGGCCAGGUGGGCUCGUACGGCGGCGGCGCCUUCAACUCCACACGAGACUUUCUGUUCAGGAACCGCGGCGCCGGCAUCGGGGAGCCAGCGGCCGGCGGCGCUCAGCAUGGGAUCUUUGCCACUUCCGCGGGGAGCCUCCACGGACCGCCCGGGAUCUCCGACAAUCCGGGCCACCUUCUGUUCCCCGGACUGCACGAGCAGAGCGUGAGCCACGCGUCGCCGGGCGGGCACGUCGUGAACGGCCAGAUGCAUCUGGGUUUGCGCGGGGAUCUCUUCGGAAGACCCGACCCCUACCGUCCCGUGGCCAGCCCACGCGCGGACCCCUACGGCGCAGCCCAGCUGCACAACUACAACCACCCCAUCAACAUGAACGUGGGCAUGAACGUGCCCGCGCACCACGGCCCGGGCGCUUUCUUUCGUUACAUGCGGCAGCCCAUCAAGCAAGAGAUGUCCUGCAAAUGGAUAGACGAGACCCAGGUGAACAGACCGAAAAAGACGUGCGACCGGACCUUCAGCACCAUGCACGAGAUGGUGACGCACGUGUCCAUGGAGCACGUCGGCGGGCCCGAGCAGACGAACCACAUCUGCUACUGGGAGGACUGUCCGCGCGAGGGCAAGUCCUUCAAGGCCAAAUACAAGCUGGUGAACCACAUCAGGGUGCACACGGGGGAGAAGCCCUUCCCCUGCCCCUUCCCCGGCUGCGGGAAGAUAUUCGCGCGGUCGGAAAACCUAAAAAUACACAAAAGAACUCACACAGGUGAGAAGCCCUUCAAGUGCGAAUUUGACGGCUGCGACAGGCGCUUCGCCAACAGCAGCGACCGCAAGAAGCACAUGCACGUGCACACGUCGGACAAGCCGUACAUCUGCAAAGUGUGCGACAAGUCGUACACACACCCCAGCUCUCUCAGGAAACACAUGAAGGUACAUGAAUCCCAAGGAUCAGAAUCAUCUCCAGCUGCAAGUUCUGGAUACGAGUCAUCCACGCCGCCCGUUCUGGUGUCCACGAACACGGAGGACCCGACAAAAUCGCCCCCGCCAGCCGUGCAGAACCCCUCAGCCCACAGCGACGCACUUCCACCCAACUUUAACGAAUGGUACGUCUGAAACUGAAUAAAGCAAACAAACAAACUAAAAAAAAAAAAACAAAAAGAUUUCCAGAGUGGAUCGUGGGGUUUCAGGAGACCUUAAAGCAGCCCCCACCGAGGUGUACAGAAGUGGGACGUGGAGCAGCAGUGUGAGGAGGUGUGAUGAUAACACGUCUCCUGCCAACAGGCCUCGUCCUUUCUCAGGAUUCCAAAUCUGACUUUUCUUCCAACGCCGAAGAAAUCAAACAAACAAACAAACAAACAAAACCUAAAUAAAAUAUUUCUUUAACAAA